CAAACUUCAAUUCAAUGCUCUUCACAUUGUUUCAUCUUAUCUUCCGUUUUCCUGUUUGGGCUUUGAGAUUCCAUUUUGUUGUGGUUGUGAAGUUAUUGUUAAAAACGCUUGUUGAAAUAAUUAAUGAGUUUCCUGGAAAAUAAUUUUUCUAUGGGUUUUAUAUCGCAGUAAAUUUAUUGACAAAAAUGUUCGCACUCAAUGUGUUUUUUUCGCUUUAUGUAGCGUGUACUCUUUUGUCAACAAUUAUUACCUCGGUACCGGUAAUAACACAUAAUUUUUCUGGAGAAAGAAAAGCUCGUGGUAUUUCAGAUGAAUUGCAAGGUGUUCCUGACGAUAACCAUCAACAUCCGACUGAAGCAGCAGAAACCACCAAGACUACAGGUACUUUCGCUUUGAGUCGUCAGAUAUUUUGUCAAUUGUGUUCUUGUCCACAUUGGUUUGAUCUUAGAUGUGUGGAAUUGAAAUGCUGCGAUGAAAAAUCGGAUAUUGUGAGAGAUGUGUCAAAUAUGUCUAUUUCUCUCACUACAAGUGACGCAACUGCCGAACAAAAUGUAAACACCGACAUGGAGGACACUGAAGUGCUCUCCAAAGAAGCAGAUCAGCAGAAAAAGGUCAUCAUCGGCGUGGAAGAUAGGACCAGCGAAGUGGUCCCUGUAGGAACAAUUGAUAGCACAAAGAGUACCUCAGAGUGCUACAGCAAUGUGUCAGAAACAGAAAAGUUUAUCCCGUCUAAACCUGCUACAUUUGACUCGGAUGUAAGCAAUGAAACAAAUCCAGUUUCCAACGGCGCCAGUGUCUUCUUCAACUCUUGGACUGUUGUUUUCAUCGUUGUUCUCGCCUCAACCUCUCUGUUCAGUGCCCUGAGGUAUGCAAAAAGAUGGAGGAGAGAACAAAUGCGUGAGAAUUAUCUGAUUGAUGGUCUGUACAGUGAGGCUCGCCCACUGUGCCUCAAUGAUAUGCUGGAUUAAAUCCAAGCAAUUCCUAAAACCUCAGUAUUCAUAUUCAUGUUUUAAUAACACUUUCGGCCAACGACCGAUUCAACACUAGAACACUCUGAAUUAAGCAUAUUGACUACUUUAUAUGACUGUAUAUGCUUUUAGUGCUCUAGUGUUGAUUUGGUCAUUGGCCAAAACUGUUAAUUUAUUGAAUUUCGAUAAUUUUGUUUCUCGGAGUAAAGAAAUCCACGGACCAACCCCAAAUCAAACUUUCAGUAGCUCUACUUCUUAUAAGAAAACAAAACACUCGGAGCAUAAUACGUUCAUUCAUAAAAAUACAUGAAGUCAUUCAUAAAAAAGUAUCAUGAAUAAAUAUGAUAUAUUACUUGUCAUAUGACUUUUUAUAUUUUAUGAGUGACAUAUUGAAUGCUAUAUUUAUUCAUAAUAAUUUUUCAUGAAUAACUUCAUUCAUUAUUAACUUCGUCCACUAUGAAUUGUCUUAGACUUUAUUGAUUUGUAUGAUUUAACAUUUCUAUUAAUAUUAUUGACUGUAUUUUAACAUUUUUCAAUUACAUAUAUGAGUAUUGGAAACGAGACGGGGCCGCCGAAAACAAUAGAUGGACAGGUAGAAGUUUUAGUGACCCUUCAGCGGUCGCCUAUUGUUAUUAAAUUUCGACUUUUUUUCUCAUCGACUUUUUAGUGAUUAGAUUCCUCGGACUCCAAAAAAUAAUUUUAGAUUGAUUGAUUCUGAUGAAAAUCUGCGGUUGAAUUAUUUUAUGCUUAAUAAUAAUUACUGUAAGAGAAAACUUUUGAUCUCACUCAAUAACAGAUAAUGUGCGAGGUCAUUGGUUCGAUGAUGAAGAAAUAAUCUCUUGAAUCGCAGUAUUCUAUGUAUCAGUAUCCUAACUAAGCAAUCAUAACUUACAUAACUUUUCAGGAAUACGUGCCAAUACGGAUUGUUAUAUUUUAGACUACUGUCUAUCAUAUGCUGAUUUUACCAAGGUCGUUAUUUCAGUUAUAUUCAGACGUAAAUAAAGCAUUAUAUAGUUCACUACUUAUUGAACAAUCUAGCUUAAAUCGGUGAUGUGUUCAGAUGCUGAUUACGGAAAAAGAUAAUAUUUUUAAGAUAAAUUUUAAACGUAAGGUCCUUAUACCAUGAGAACCCGACAAUAAGAAAUUCAAUAAAAUUCAAUUCAAGAUGGCGGAAAAAAAUGGCGGAUAAUUACUAAAAAACCAUGUUUUUCACGUUUUUCUCGAAAAUGGCUCUAACGAUUUUCUUCAAAUUUAUACCAUGGAUAGCUAUUUAUAAGCCCUAUCAACUGAAAUGAGUCAUUUCAGGGAAAAUUUCAGGAGCUCCGUAAUAUUAUUGAGAAAAAUGGCGGAUAAUGACUAAAAAACCAUGUUUUUCACGGUUUUCUCGAAAACGGCUCCAACGAUUUUCUUCAAAUUUAUACCAUAGAUAACUAUUCAUAAGCCCUAUCAACUGGCAUGAGUCUCAUUUCUGGGAAAAUUUCAGGAGCUCCGUAAUAUUCUUGAGAAAAAUGGCGGAUAAUGACUAAAAAGCCAUGUUUUUCACGGUUUUCUCGAAAACGGCUCUAACGAUUUUCUUCAAAUUUAUACCAUGGAUAGCUAUUUAUAAGCCCUAUCAACUGACAUGAGUCUCAUUUCUGUGAAAAUUGCAGGAGCUCCGUAAUAUUCUUGAGAAAAAUGACAGUUACUAAAAAACCAUGUUUUUCACGAUUUUCUCAAAAUCGGCUCUAACGAUUUUUUUCAAAUCCAUACCCUGUAUAGUUAUUUAUUAGCUCUAUCAACUGACAUGAGACUUUUUCCUGGGGUACUUAUGGGGGGGUCCACCCAAUCCUUGAGAAAUGGACUUUGUAACCUCCUUCUCGUGCAUGAGGUAGGUAGGAACACGGUUUUUACUUUUUCUUCUUCCAUAUACCGUGGGUAGGUAGAGCAAUUUAUAAAAAGAACACAGUCAUAGUCAAGAUAUUUCAUCUGUAGAACAGCUGUUUUGACGAAUUUAAAAAAAAAACAUCGAAUUUCACAAUAUUUACAUAAAGGAAAAAGUACUCUGAAAACAAUUGUAUAUACACAUAUACAGUAGUCUGAUCGUAGUUGCAAAUAUGUUGCCGUCAAUCGUCAUUAUGUUUUUCUCCUAAAUUAUUCUCGUUUGAUAUUGAGGCUUAGGUUUAUUUAGCGAACUAUAUUGGAAAUUUUAAGGUAGGGUUAUAGAAAGGGCACUUUGUUCCGUGGAUGUUUUUUUACAAGAGAAAUAUUUGAUCAAAAUAAGGGGAAAGGUUUUUAAGCGAAAAUAGAUGUAAAAUUUUAAAUAGUUCAAUGAGCAAGGAAAGUUGUGUGAGUGUACCACACCAGAUUUUUAUUACAAGUAGUCUGUUAAUAUGUUGGAGUAGUUAGUGCGUGUAACUGUAAAAAUGAAUUAGUAACACUUGAAUAGUCUUCAUAAAUGAUGUAUUAUUCUACUUGUUUUCAAGACGCAUGCUAUGUGUUCUAUGAAAACUUUGGUAAAGCUUGUGCGCAAUGCACUAUCAUUCUGCCUCGGUAUACAUUCCUUCCAAAUUAGACUGUUAAAUGAACAAUAUCAAUAAAUUGUUUCGUUAAAUUUAGGAUUUUUAUUUCUUAAAGUCUAGUUCUAAAGUUCUUAAAGGAUUUUUAUUGGAGUUAUUAUUAUAUUGUGGUAAGAAGCACAAUUCGAUAUACUUAUGUUUUCAGUAGUUUUAUGGUUUCAACCACCUAUAAAAUAUAGGUUUUUUUAUAAUUAUUUUUAUUUUGAGUUUUCUACAGUAUAAGUCUGAUUAUUUAAUAGUUUAGCUCUAUUGGUUAUAUUGUGUUUAGAGACAUAGGACAAUAAUAAUAAUAUUAAUGAUAGUUGGACUGUAAGAAAUGAGAUAGAAUACAGAAAAGAGAUGAGACAAUAAAUUUUCCAAUUUAAUAGAGCAAUGUUGUUUGAUCAUAUUAAUGCAAAUAAACUGAGCUGGAUAAGUAUAAUGGAUAAGUAAGUAAGUUCUCUAUCAAUCAUCAAAUAAUUAGAUUUGCCAACUUGAUGAAAAAAUUAUAAAAGUAUAUUUUUUAACAAAUAGUUUUUCACGAAACUAAAACUUGAAUAGUUUUUCAUAUUCAAUUUAAUCUACUUGCCAUACUCAAAUAAUAUUGAGAUGACUUGACAUAAGAGAUCUGCUUCCUUAUAUUUUAUUCUACUUACAUAUUCACUGUGCAUAUUACAUUCACAUUUAUCAGUAUCUAUUUGGUACUAUAGGACUGUAAUAUCCAUUCUCCUUCAUAUUUCAACACUUUUCUUCACCAUUCAAGGUGACAAUGUUUUUGGUAUUUGAAUGCAUGUAUGUAAUUGAAACUCAUGAUGAGUUCUGAGUCGUAUUUUAUUGACAUUGAAACAUAUCCAUACUAUCAUUAUUAUUCAAGUUUCAAUGACAUGUUUAAAGGUUGAGAGUGAUUUUUAUUGAAGUUUUGAUAAAACUCUAACUUUGUGUUAUAUUGUAAUAUGUAUGAGAACUGUUGAUGGUUUAGGUUAUUAUAAUAUCGUUGUUCACUAACUGUUGAAUCACUUCCUUUUUCAUUAUAUAUAUAUAUAUAUAUAUAUGUGUAUUCCCGUGCCUUGAAAGUGUUUUUAGACAUAUAUCUCAUAUAUCCUUGAAAGAGUUGUCUUAAAACUUGGAAAAACUCUGAUAAUGGCCAAAAAUAUUUUUACAGAUAACUUCUACAGAGUGAAUUAUUUCAUCAAUUCAUUUCAAAUUCAGUAAAUAAUAUUCAAUUCAUGGUUUGUAUUAUUUUGCUUUACCAUAACGUUCCAGUAUCAAAAUUAAUAUUAUUAAUUAUCGAUAUUAUUAAAAUAUCGAUCUUACUUACUUCAAUAACUUAAACAGUUCUUUUAGCGAAUAACUCUACAACUUAAAUUAAAUGUUAUAGUCAUUCUUAUUGUAUUGUAUUAUUUUUAGUAUAUUACUGAUUUAUUGAAAAUGGCCAAAGAUGAAAGCUUUUAAAUGUUUUGUAAUGGAAGGGAACAUUAAAUUUUUAAGUGUAUUUGUAGUUAUCGUUGCAUUUCCUUCUAUGAACUGAUAGCUCGAUUUCUAUUCUCCUUCUUGAAUAAGGUAAUCUUGCCCAAACCUAUUCAUAUCAUGAGUGAAGUGUUGUAAUUCGAAGUUUUACGCUCCCCAAAAUUGAUGAUUUUAAUACCAAUAAGUCAAAUGAAUGUCGUUCUAUGUCAAUUUGAAUUUAAAAUUUAAGAUGAAAUUCAAAUUUGUGAAUUUUUUUAUUAAAUAGUUCUAUUCAAUUGUUUUUUAUUCCGUCUGGCUCAGGUCUGGUGUCAGAUUUUUCAGGUCGCACCUGAUCAAUUUCAAGGUCUCUGACACGACCUGACGACUGUUAUUAGGAAGUCGGGGCCGGUGAUUAAACAUUUUCAUUUAUCUCUAAUCCAUAAGAUUAUUAGAACCGAUAUGAAUUCAAGUUAUUUUGACUCAAACCAAUAUGAAAGGAUUUGAACCUUCAUUUCAAAGCAUUUGUGAAAAUGUCUUGUGAAAUAAUUUUUAUUUUAAGAUCAUCAUCGUUUGUUUGUCCUUGCGAACCAAAAUGAUGAGAAUGUCUUCAUUAAAAAAUGUGAAAGAUUCAGUUAACUAGAUAAUCAAUCUUAUGUAGAUAGGCUGAUUCACUGGUAAAAUAAGUAAAAAAUAAUUUCAAUGUACUUAUUCAUUCCAUUUUAUUUUUGAUUACAGUUCUUUUUAUGAUCGACAUUCCACAUUGUUGAAUUUAAUAAAUAAUUGGAAAAUCUUCUUUUCUUAUUAUCAAAUAAGAUGAGCUGUGUUUCACUCUUCCUAUUAGAAUAAUAAUGCUAUUAUAUAUUACCAAAAAUUAAAGUCAUAAAACUGGUUCUGUUUAGUGUAUUUUAUAGUGAUGUUCACUUUAUAAUGGCAGUGUGUGGUUUGCAAUUGUGUUGCUAUCCUUGUCUAUCGUUCAACAAAGCAGAUAGCGCUAUCUCUUUCACGCAUUGCGAUGUUGCCACAUCGUUUAUCAACAAUGUAGAAAUUCAAAUUUUAUCUAAAUCAUGAAAAUUUAUUAUUACAUCUUUAAAAAAAUAUAUAUUUUCUUGACAAAUAAAAUAUGAUUAACUAUUUUCAGCAAUAAUGAACAGUCAAGUUUAUCAUCAGAUAUACCAGUAUCAGCUGUUUGGGUGGCAAGGCUGAGAUCUGGCAAACCUUUUCUCCUAUCUUCCUACACUGCCAUUAUAACGUGGACCUCACUAUAGGUGAUAUUUUUGUUACCCUGUAUGGCAUUAUGAAACUGCAUUUACUUUUAACUACCGAGUGGUUUAGAAAGUUUGUUUGUUUGAACCAUAUUGAAAAUGUUAUGUAACUUUUAUAAGUUGUGAACUUUGGAGGAGAUCUGUAAAUGAAGAAGUUGAUAAUUUUUAAAUAAAAUCUUGAAAAAAUAUUCUAUGUUUUUCAAUAAAUAUUAUGUACAUGAACUUA
Messenger RNA from Nilaparvata lugens (brown planthopper), 6436 nucleotides. RefSeq lists its product as uncharacterized. Lineage: Eukaryota; Metazoa; Arthropoda; Insecta; Hemiptera; Delphacidae. The transcript has 2 exons. The record is from RefSeq and is a predicted model, not a curated record. The coding region runs from base 186 to 968 and encodes 260 amino acids.